Molecule: messenger RNA, 2093 nt
Organism: Carica papaya (papaya)
Lineage: Eukaryota; Viridiplantae; Streptophyta; Magnoliopsida; Brassicales; Caricaceae
Product: methyltransferase, putative (DUF21)
Biological process (GO): intracellular manganese ion homeostasis; magnesium ion homeostasis
Cellular component (GO): cytoplasm
Source: RefSeq, a predicted model, not a curated record
GUAGAAGCAAAAACAAUAUUUAAGUGCGUCGUUAGGACACCAUCCGUCGAUUUCUUUUCUAGUCAAGCGGAAGUGGGAGGAAAAUUGAAAAAGAUACGACGAUUCCGUUUCUUCUUCUCUGCUUGCUACCUGAAGUUCCUGAACAGACAGAAGCAGAGAUUGAAACGAAAACUCACAGAGGGAGAUGGCAUCGGACGUGGCUUGUUGUGGGACUCAGUUUUCGCUCUAUUUGCUGGUGAUAAUAGGGUUGGUGGCGUUUGCUGGGCUCAUGGCUGGACUUACCCUGGGUCUCAUGUCUCUUGGCCUCGUCGACCUCGAGGUCCUCAUCAAGUCUGGCCGUCCUCUGGAUCGUAUCUAUGCCGCUAAGAUAUUUCCGGUGGUGAAAAAUCAACAUCUUCUGCUAUGUACACUUUUGAUUGGAAACUCUUUGGCAAUGGAGGCUCUUCCGAUAUUCUUGGACAAACUUGUGCCUCCAUGGGCUGCAAUCCUGAUAUCAGUGACUCUCAUACUCAUGUUUGGAGAGAUACUGCCACAGGCAGUCUGUACUCGAUAUGGCUUGAGGGUUGGGGCAAUGAUGGCACCUCUUGUCCGAAUUCUGCUUUUGGUGUUCUUUCCUCUAUCUUACCCAAUAAGUAAGGUUCUUGACUGGAUGUUGGGUAAGGGACACGCUGUCCUCUUACGGAGAGCAGAGCUGAAGACUUUUGUAAAUUUCCAUGGGAACGAGGCAGGAAAAGGAGGGGAUCUAACACAUGAUGAGACUACUAUUAUCACUGGCGCACUUGAAUUAACUGAAAAGACUGCAAAAGAUGCCAUGACCCCCAUAUCGAAGGCAUUUUCCCUUGCUCUGGAUGCAACUCUUAAUUUGGAGACACUAAACGAGAUAAUGACAAAGGGCCAUAGUAGGGUUCCGGUUUACUAUGGACAUCCAAAGAAAAUAGUUGGACUAGUUCUGGUUAAAAACCUCUUAGCAGUUGAUCCAGAAGAAGCAGUUCCAUUGAGAAAAAUGAUCAUAAGAAAAAUUCCACGGGUAUCAGAAAACAUGCCACUAUAUGAUAUCCUCAACGAAUUUCAGAAGGGUCACAGCCAUAUUGCUGUUGUAUAUAAGGAUCUAAACGAGAGAGAAGAUACACCAAAGAGAAGUAAAGAGUGUGAACAGUUUGAGUUCAAGGACAGUUGUAGGAAGCCAAGAAGCCAACCUGAGGCGUCACUGAGAAAAGAUGUUAAUGCUACUACCCAUAAUCUUGGUGUUAAACCAGAAUCAGAAGAUGCUCAGACAAAAGGGGCUAAGAAUGAUGGAGGUCAGCAGGAAAAGAAGAGCACAGCAGCAGCUACUGCCUCUAAGAAGCGACACAGAGGUUGUUCAUAUUGCAUUUUGGAUAUUGAAAAUGCUCCUAUUCCAGAAUUCCCCCCAAACGAAGAGGUUGUGGGUGUCAUUACCAUGGAGGAUGUCAUUGAAGAACUUCUUCAGGAGGAAAUACUGGAUGAAACUGAUGAGUACGUCAACAUUCACAACAGGAUAAAAAUCAACAUGCAUGCGUCUCAGGACAAGGCAUCUAAUUUGAGUUCAACACAACCAUCUUCCAAUGGCUCCUCAGUAUCUUGGACACCAAAUCCACAGUUUCAGAUGCUUACAGCAUCUAGUCUCACUCCAAAGUCUGUAUCCGUACCUGAUCCUGCACCCACGGCCCCGACCCCAACCAGUUCUUCAAAUGUAAUGACACCAACUGCAACACGAAGAUAAUGAAGGGGUGCAAAGGAUAAGUGAUAGGUGAAAUUUGAAGUUUUCUUUGAUGAUUACUUGAUAUGAUAUAGGUAUACAGAGGUUGAAGAUGAAGAGUUAAAUGUUAAUAGAUGUGAGUUAGAGACACUUACUAAAAUAGAGGAAAGGUGCAGCGAAGGAUGCACUUGAUUGUAGAGAAACAUGUUCUUGUUUGGUAAGGCUAUUGAAAUGGGUUAGUUCUGUAUGGUCUCGAAGCAUCUGUGCGGUGAUUUAUAACCUUUGCUGGAUAUCCAUAAUGUAAUCCGAUAAUCAAGUGUUGUUCAAAUUGAUGAUGUGCACUACAAGUAUAUAUGAUUGAUCCACUCGCAUUGCA